AUGUCAAUCGAACAUGGUCAAGACGCCGCUCCUUCUGAUCCUUCAUUCGCACUCGGUGAUUUUGUCCUUAUCGGUCCUGAACAUCGCAAGCUGCCAGCGCGAAUUACCCAAAUUCGUCCUUGGCAGAACAAAUAUGAAGUUGAAUUCUAUGAUGGCUGUGACUUUCUCGCACAGCGCUAUCUAACCUCGAGUUGUUACGUAUUUCCUUACUCCAUUCAGGAUGACUCCCUUUAUCAAUCGUACACAUCGGAUAUUCCUCUUUCUAACUCUGAAGAUGAACGCACUCUGCCAGUAGAUGCUGACUCAACUGACCUUCCCACAACGGAAGCUGAAAUAGACCAGCUAACUCCGGUUUCUUCUUUGCCUACCGAUAAACCCCUUGUGUCUGCUUCCGACGAAUAUGUCGAUUCCCUCGCCGGUCUAUCCGACAUAUUUUGUGAGCGUGAUCCAUAUGAAGUUUUUUAUGCUGCGGUUGCUGAUGCAGCACCCAUCCUUAACUUCCAUGCGAUCAAACUACAUAUUGAUAUUGAAGGAAUCGAACCACCUACCCUUAGUUUAGUUUAA
This is a messenger RNA of Didymodactylos carnosus, 564 nucleotides long. NCBI's taxonomy places the organism in Eukaryota, Metazoa, Rotifera, Eurotatoria, Philodinida, Philodinidae. The record is from the annotation of a GenBank genome assembly.